Molecule: messenger RNA, 1299 nt
Organism: Pleurotus ostreatus (oyster mushroom)
Lineage: Eukaryota; Fungi; Basidiomycota; Agaricomycetes; Agaricales; Pleurotaceae
Exons: 3
Coding region: 1-1299 (432 amino acids)
Source: RefSeq, a predicted model, not a curated record
AUGAAGUUUAUAUCCCCUUCUUUUGGUCUCUGCUCCGUCCUCUUGGGUGCGAGUGCAGCGAGAGCGUUCGCCCCUGCCCACCCUCCAUAUCUGAGUCUUAGACAUCGUUCUGUGAUCAUUGCACGAGCCGAUGCACCCCCUGCUUGUGCCAGCAAGCAACUCUCGGCCAACUCUACCAAUUCCAAUGCUACGAACGUGAUCACCACCGCUCUCGGUGGAACCACGAACUCGACGGUGGACCCAGUGGCCUUCAACAACGGCAAUUCAACAGGAGUUAAUGUCACUGCAGCAGCAGUCACUUCUCCAGCAUCGGUCAACGCAUCUGCCCCUCUACCGACGGGCGCCGUCAAUUCCACCGUCACCGAUCCCCUUGUCGGUGGCAAUGGUACCGCCAACUCAACGAUCAACCUCACAAAGCGCCUUGCUCAGUUCGAUUUGCCCGACGUUGCAACCGCGUGGCAGGAGCUUUGCUUGAUCAGCGGGGCAGACGUUUUCACACCUACUGGUGACGAUUCGCCAUGUGUCAAACUCGCUGGGUUCGAUGGAAUCAACGCAUUACUUGCAAACGCAGGUCCUUGUGAUCAGCAAGACAACGCCGACGCAAUGAUUGAUUUCGCCAAAUCGCCUGGCGUUUCCAAUUCGGAUGUCCUCAUCAACUUUGCGAUUCAGUAUCGUAAGCAUGCUAGGAAUGCCCUCAAUGUAUUGGGCGUUGUGCCGUCCACACCUUACUGCCAAAAGCCGCCGAGAAACGCGGAGCUCAAAGGCAUAGUUAACUCUCAACUGGACGGUGUUGAUCCAGGCGUAUUCGGUGGACCAAACUCGCCUAUGGUGUCCUUUGGAGCUCCUGGAACAUGCCCCUUCGGGACUACACCUGAUGUCGCAACCUGUUCCUGCAUCCCCGGCAAUGCCACUAAUAUAGUUGCACCCGCAAACGCUACAGCGACAUUUGACGAAGGCCCCCUUCCUUCUGCUACCGUCAAUUCUACGGCAACAUUUGAUGAAGGUCCACUUCCUACCGACAGCGCCACCGCAAACGCGAUAGUCGCCAAUUCGACGGCGUCCUUUGACGAAGGUCCUCUCCCUACAGGCAGUGCCAGCGCUGCGAUCGCUGAUUCUACGGCGUCCUUCGACGAAGGGCCUCUUCCUACGUCCAACACCAAUUCCACAGCGUCGUUCGACGAUGGACCUCUUCCCACUUCCGAUGCUAGUGGGGCUGUCGCUGCUCCCACCGCGUCAUUUGAUGAGGGUCCCCUCCCUACGUCUGGUGCCGGUGCUUUUGAUGAAGGUCCAUUGCCUUAG